AUGAAUGAAAAGAUCCUUUGUCAGGCCUGCAUUCUGGAGAGGCAAAUAUUUGACUUCCUUGGAUACCAGUGGGCACCUAUCUUGGCAAAUUUUGUACAUAUCAUUAUUGUUAUACUUGGAUUAUUUGGAACUAUUCAGUGUAGAACGCGUUAUAUAACAGGGUAUGCUUCUUGGCUCGUGCUUUGGGUAUCUUGGAAUGUAUUUAUUAUCUGUUUCUAUUUGGAAGCUGGAUACCUUUCCAAGGAAAGAGACCUUAUUUUAACAUUUAAUGUGUCAAUGCAUCGUUCCUGGUGGAUGGAAAAUGGACCAGGAUGCAUGGUAACCUCAGUGACUCCUGCUCCAGAUUGGGCUCCAGAAGAUCAUCGCUACAUUACUAUAUCAGAGUGCUUACUAGAGUACCAGUAUAUAGAAGUAGCACACAGCUCUCUUCAGAUCUUUUUUGCACUUGCUGGGUUCAUCUAUGCCUGUUAUGUCUUGAAAUGUAUUUCUGAAGAAGAGGACAGUUUUGAUUUUAUAGGUGGCUUUGACUCCUAUGGCUACCAGGGUCCUCAGAAGACAUCUCACUUACAGCUGCAGCCCAUGUAUAUGUAA
Molecule: messenger RNA, 591 nt
Organism: Bufo gargarizans (Asiatic toad)
Lineage: Eukaryota; Metazoa; Chordata; Amphibia; Anura; Bufonidae
Gene: NKAIN2
Product: sodium/potassium transporting ATPase interacting 2
Exons: 6
Coding region: 1-591 (196 amino acids)
Biological process (GO): regulation of sodium ion transport
Source: RefSeq, a predicted model, not a curated record